GUCCAUUGCCAUUUACUAGCCCUCGGUGAAUGGCAGGAAGGAUACGGCAAGAAGACUAACAUUACAAGAGAGAUUACAGUAGGGGUUAGACAUCGGGAAGAACUUCAAGGUCGGCCCCAGGCAUGCGAGGUGGUUCGAGUGCUUUUUUGGGACGGGCAUACCGAGUUCUGCUCUAAGACAAGCCUACUUCCAGAGGCAGAGGGAUGACUGAAGUGGCUUCGGGAGAGCCCUGGUUUGGGGAAUGGGAACCACUCAGCUGCAGGUGUCCGUGGCUCAGAUUUGAGGAAAGCAUCACAUGGGGGACAUGAUCACUCUUCAUCCUUUGUUCUUAUUCCCCACUCCACCCCCUGCCCUUUUCAUCUGUAGUUGCUUCUCAGAGCGCUUUAAUCAGAUCUCAAGGCAGGGGCAGCUGACCCACUUCCUGAUACCGAGUCAGGGUCAAGAGCCAGAGGGGACAGGAUUUUGGCCUCAGAACCCCCAACCUUGAUGGGAACAGAGGAGCUAGAAACCCCAGACUCCCAGUAUCCAGGGUGUCCAGCCUCAGGAGUGGCCCCUACCAAACUGCUCCAGGGGACCCCUCCCAGCAGCCGGGAGGGUGGAGCCUGGGUGGGGCCACAGGCGGCACUGGGCACGGUCCCCACCCCUUGUAAAACAUGCUGCCACAGCCAGUAACAGAAACCAUUAAGGUGGAACUCUACCAUCUCCACCUCUGUAAAGGGCAGGUAGGAGCAGCCUGCAUGGGAGGGAGUGUGUAGAGCCCAGUGAGGGCCCUUAGUGUCCUCUGUGACUCAGCCGCCCACGUAGGGUACAGGGACAGACCGUCCCAAGGAAACCUCCAACCUUGCCCCUCACCUGCCAAUCUGGCUUCCAGGUGUGAGCAAGGAAGUUGAGGUGUUCCCGAGGUGGGGCUGUGUAGCAUAGUGGUUAGGCACUCUAGCUUUGAAGCCUGUGUCUGAAUCCUGGGGAGCAUCAUUCACUAGCUGAGUGAACUUGGGCAAGUCAGGUUAACCUCUCUGAGCCUCAGUUUCCUCGUCUAUAAAAUGGGGGUGAUAAUACAGCACCUCCUUUCUGGGGUAUAAUAACUCACCCAGUUGUUCCUGGUCCCCUUGAGGAUUUCCUCAGAGAGGUCCCUCCUGAAGAAAAAGCAGAGAUGAGGGCCUAACUGACAGCUCUGUGGACCAUAUACACAUCCACAGGACCAGCUUCAACAUCUUUAAAUGCAAAUGGUCCCAGCGCAUCAUUUUACUUAUAACGAAACUGAGUACAGAAAAGGGGAAGUGACUUGUCCAAGGUCACACAACCAGCCAACAGGGUGUCCCCCCGCUCCUACCCCACAAAUGCCCCCUCUGCCUUAAUACUGGGGUACUGGGAAAAGAGUCUCUGAGGGGUGGGGAGAUAUGCUGGGUGGAAGGAACAAAAGACCUGGCUGUUUGUGAGAAGGACACAGAGCAAAGAUUUGAUAACACUGGUUGUUGAUCCUGUGUUCAUUCUUUCUGAGGAAUUUCUUCCUCAUCAUGCUUCCUACUCAGGUUAGCAUUUCUUUCUUCCCUCCGACUCCAGGAAAGAUCAAGUCUACUUCUUCUAUCCCUACCCCUGCCCUCCCACUCCUCAAGGAUCAUGGAAGAAGGAAAAGUUCUGAGAGUAGGGGGUAGACAGAAUACCUGGAUACUAAAGUGGUCUUCUGCUAAAGUUUUGCCAGCGUUGCACCCCUGGAGUGGUUUGGGGGCGUAACUGGGGCUCUGAGGCCUGAGACGCAGGAGAUGUGGUUUUCAGUUUUAACUGUGUGGCCCUGGGCAUGUCAUUUCUCUCUGGACCUUAAUCUUCUCCCCUGAAAAAUGGGAUUAAUGACAUUUCUCCCCUACCAGUGGUGUAUGAUAAAUGCUCACCCACCAGCUCUCCAAAAAAAAGGACUAAUUUGUAGCAUUUGCAAAUUUCCUUGGGUAAAUAUUCCCACCAAGGCCAAUUUGGGCCAAUUUCACCAAAAAUGGAUUUGGAAAGAGAUGGGUACAGUUGGCCCUCACAAGUCCAUAGCAGCUGACUCCAGCACACCACUGCCUGCUACUCUCUGGGGCAAAGGGAGGAUGAAAUGAGAUGAUCGAUACAAAGGUGCUUUGUCAACUGCAGAGUGCUUUAUAGAUGUGCAGUUGUGAUUAGGAAAGUCCUUACAGUCCAAGGGACCCCAGGGCACUGUCCACCACUGAGAGCCCUGGCCUAACUCUAGCCCAAAAAGAGAGCAGACUGUGGGUUGUGGAAGCCCACCCUGAGUGGCAGGGUCAUGAGUGCCAUCAGGGGUAGCUCCUGGGAUCCAAGGAAGGAGGAGAGCUGACUGGACCUCCUGCACUGGUUUGCUGACGAUAUUUGCAGACACACAUCCUAUCGUGCCCCCUGAAACUGCAGCAGGUAGCGUAAAGAUUAGUCAUCAAUGAAAGAUUCCUCGUGAAUGCAGAUGCCAGAGCCCAGACACUGCAACCGUCAGAGAGGCCUCUUGAGGGAUCCAAAGCAAGAGUCGCCUCCCCUUCCUUCCUACUCUAAUCCCUGGGAGUUUCUGCAGCCAUUCUCCCUCAGGGGAAAGGCUAAAAUGAUCUCUGAGGCCAGAGGGUCAAGAGGAGAGAAGUGUAGCCUCUGCCAAUGGGGGAGGAUGAUGUCAGGGAGACGGAGGUGGGAGGCAGGAAAGAGGAGUUCCCUCCGCUCUCCUGGUCCUCACCCCCAGAGCUCAUCAUUUAGGAUAACUCUGUCCCACUGCUAAUAUUAAUAAUAGCUAUCAUUUACUGAGCACAUCCUAUGCAUUAAGUUAUUUGCAAGCAAUAUAUCACUUAACCCUCCAGAGAGGUACGUACUAUUAGCCCUAUUUUAUAGAUGAGGAAACUGAGGUCCGAGGAAGGAUGCUGAGCGAGUUGCCCAACCAAAGUCCCACUGUUAAGUGGGAUUCAAACCCAAUCCUGACUCUAGAGCUUCGGAACUAGAUAAUGCAACUUUAAGAGCUCCACCAGCUACUUGAGAAAGGGGUCAGGGACUAAUGCAGCCUCAUCCCUCUCUCCACAAGGGGGGAGGUGGGUCCACAAGCCCUGUUAUCAGAGGAGCAAAAGGAGAUACAGAGAACUGCACUGUUUCUUCAAAGUCACACAGCCAGGAAGUGACACAGCUGGGACUCAAACUUGGGUCAGCCCAAAUCCCAAACCUUUGCUCUUAACCAUAUGUUCUUCUGCCUCUGGAGAGGAGAGUGACCACCGCCCCACGUGUUACAAAGCCCAAGACCUGGGGGAGGAAGGGGCCCAGGCUGGCCUCUGGUAGGCCUGGAGAAGGCCUUGGGAAAGCACCUCUGGACCAGGGCCAGGAGUGGCAGGCGGGCCCGAGCUGUCCAGGGGCUGUCCAGGGAGCAGGGGCCGGGCCGCGCAAUCAUGCGGAGCCAGAGAUGGGCUGCCCUGCACCUCGGGCCCCAGGCCUGCUCCACCGUGGUGUCCAGUUACGGCCAGCUCGGCGCUUCCCUGGUCACGCCACAUUUAGCAUUGCCGAGUGAGCGGCACCGGGACAUGGAGAAGGGGCGGUGGAGACUCUUGAAGGGGCGGGAGAGCCUCCACCAGGCCCCCACCUGGACCCCAGCUCCUAGCCCCCUCUGCCACUGAUCCUCUGAGGGACUUUGGGCAAUUGUCCUCCCUUCUUUGUCCCCACUACCCCCUUGUCAAAUGAAGGAGAGAGCUUAUUUAACAAAGGUGUACCAACCCCAGGCUGGGCACAUGGGGCCACCAUGGCCAUCCCUCCCUGCCAGAGCUCCUGGGAGAGCAGGGCUGGGGAAAUGCAGUUCUCCUGCUCUGCCGGAGGGGGUCUGUGUGUGUGUAAACCUCGUGCUUUUCUUGUUGUUUGGCGCCUAGCCCAUGCACCCCCCCACUCUGACCCCCAACAAAUGAAGAGACUGAGAGGAGUGUAGCCUUCAGAGUCAGACAGAUCUGGCUUCAAAACUUGACUCUAUCAAGGAUUAGCUAUGCGACUUGGGCAAGUCACUUAACCCCUCUGAGCCUCAGUUUCUUCAUCUGGAAAGUGAGGUUAAUAAUGUCCCUCACUCACGGGAUUAUUCUGACAAACCAAUGAGAAAAUUCUCCUAAUCAUUUACACAGUGGCCAGCCCAGAGCAGGCUCUCAGCAAAGGGUGGCCUUUCUCAGAAACCACUUGGGCAAAGAGGAAUAAAUUCAGGAGAAACUGCCCUUUGCAGAUGGUGGAGAAGGAAGGCAGAGAAGUGAGGGUAGUAGUAGUAAGAACCAUACUAAUGUUAUAAAGCAGAGACUAACACACCAUUGUAAAGCAAUUGUACUCCAAUAAAGAUGUUAAAAAAAAAAAGAACCAUACUAAUAAUGAUGUUAAUAACGAGGGCUGGCAUUUACUGAGCACUUACUACAUGCUAGGCACUGUGCUAAAUUCUUCAUGUGCAUGAUUUCAUUUAAUCCGGCAUCCCCACGAGGGCGGCCCUCUCUCUCUCCCUGUUUUUGCAGAUGAUUGAUGUGGAAGCUCAGAAAGCUUCGCUAACACAGCUAGCAAGGAAAGGCAAAGGCUGGCUUUGAGCUGAGUCCUCUUAACCACUCAACUGUGCUGGGUACAGAGUUCUCCUAUAAUUCUAGAAGGUCUGAACAGCAAGAGCCCUCCAUGUCACCUAGUAUAGGCCCUGAGUUUUUCGAAAGGUGAGUGCAAAGCUCAGAAAGGGCACUGGCCUGCGCAAAGUCCCAGGUACUUUGGAGUGUGGAGGACAUAGGAGAAAACCAAAUAUGCCACACGUUCCACAGUGGGCCGGUGGUGGCAUCCCCAGUGCCGUGGGGGAUGCCGGCCAGGCUCACGGGGCCACGAGGCAUCCAAGUCCCCUCGAGUCCACCUGCCUCUCUCCCUCUGCGUCCUUCAUACUCUGUCUCUCCCAUUGUUUAUCUGCUUCCUUCUGUUUCCGAUGUUCCUCUCAGUUUGUCUGUUUAUCUGUCCCUGUCUGUCUGUUUCCCCCUCUCAUCAGACAUCUGGCUGGAGUCAGGGUCCCAGCCCGGGGAUGGGGUGGGAAUGGAGGUGGUGGACUUGGGCUUGGUCAGCCCUGGACGGUGGUCCUCACACUCAUCACAGCUGGCUUUCUUCGAGGCCAGGACUGGGUGAUGGUGUCGCUACUCCUGCAGCAGUCUGACGUCACGCUGCCGGGCCCCACCAGACUGGAGGGCGAGCCCCAAGGGGACCACAUGCAGGCACCGGGCCUCCCAGGCUCCCCUGCCCCACAGAACAAGCAUGCCGGCUUCAGCUGCUCAUCAUUUGUGCCUGAUGGCCCUCCAGAGAGGGCACCCUCACUGCCUCCACACAGCCCCUGCGCCGCGUCACCGGGUCCCGAGCAGGUCCACUGCCCAGCUGGCCCUGGCCUGGGCCCCUUCCGGCUCUCACCCUCAGACAAGUACCCCGGCUUCGGCUUUGAGGAGGGCCCGGAAAGCAGCCCCGGGCGCUUCCUCAAGGGCAGCCACGUGCCCUUCCAUCCAUACAAGCGGCACUUCCAUGACGACGUCUUCCCUGAGGCCCAGACCGCCUUGGCCCUCGCUGGACACUCCUUUAAGACCCCAGGGGCGCUGGAGGCCUUUGAGGAGAUCCCCACAGAUGUGGGGGAGCGUGAGGCCUUCCUGCCCGGCUUCCCAGCAGAGGCCUGGUGCAACGGGCUCCCCUACCCCAGCCGGGAGCACAGCCCCCAAGUCCUGCAGGAGUCAGAAGUUGAGGUCAAGCCCCCACCUCUGGAGAGCGGUCCAGGCAUGUACUGUUACCAGCCCCCCUUGCAGCAUAUGUACUGUCCUUCCCAGCCCCCCUUCCACCAGUACUCACCAGGUGGCAGCAGCUACCCUGUACCUUACCUGGGCUCCUCACACUAUCCAUACCAGCGGAUUGCACCCCAGGCCAGCACCGAUGGGCACCGACCUCUCUUCCCAAAACCCAUUUACUCCUACAGCAUCCUCAUCUUCAUGGCCCUGAAGAACAGUAAAACUGGGAGCCUUCCCGUCAGCGAGAUCUACAAUUUUAUGACGGAGCACUUUCCUUACUUCAAGACGGCGCCUGAUGGCUGGAAGAAUUCUGUCCGCCACAACCUGUCUCUUAACAAGUGCUUCGAGAAGGUAGAGAACAAAUCAGGCAGUUCCUCUCGCAAGGGCUGCCUGUGGGCCCUCAAUCCAGCCAAGAUCGACAAGAUGCAGGAGGAACUGCAGAAGUGGAAGAGGAAAGACCCCAUUGCCGUGCGCAAAAGCAUGGCCAGGCCAGAAGAGCUGGACAGCCUCAUUGGAGACAAGAGGGAGAAGCUGGGUUCCCCACUGCUCGGCUGCCCACCCCCUGGGCUGGCAGGCUCAGGCUCCAUCCGGCCCCUGCCACCUCCAGCCGGGUUCUCCCAGCCGCUGCAGUCAAUCCACCCAGCUCCGGGCCCCAUUCGUGGCAAGAAUCCCCUGCAGGACCUACUUGGGGGGCACGCACCCUCCUUUUAUGGGCAGACAUAUUCGCAACUCUCACUGGGCCUGGCCCCUCCUGGACCUCUGCAGCCGUUGUUCCCACAGCCAGAUGGUCACCUUGAGCUGCGGGCCCAGCCGGGCACCCCCCAGGACUCGCCUCUGCCUGCCCACACCCCACCCAGCCACAGUGCCAAGCUGCUGGCUGAACCUUCCCCAGCCAGGACCAUACAUGAAACCCUGCUGCCAGACGGAGACCUUGGCACUGACCUGGAUGCCAUCAAUCCCUCUCUCACUGACUUCGACUUUCAGGGAAACCUGUGGGAACAGCUGAAGGAUGACAGCUUGGCCCUUGACCCCUUGGUACUGGUGACCUCACCCCUGACAUCAUCUUCAAUGCUGCCGCCCCAACCCCCAUCCCCAUCCCACUGCUUCCCCGCUGGGCCCUGUCUGGCAGAGACAGGCAGCGGGGCAGGCGACUUGACACCACCAGGCAAUGGGGCCUCCGGGGCAGUGGGGGACCUGCAUCUCACCACCCUCUACUCAGCCUUCAUGGAGCUGGAACCCAUGGCCCCUGCUGGCCCCUCUGUGUACCUCAGCCCCAGCUCCAAGCCCAUGGCCCUAGCAUGAGCUAUGCUCAGCAGCUGCUCCAGCCUUUGCCUGGCCUGGAAGUCCCAGCUGGCCACCCAUGUCGGGCUCACCUUAAAGGUCAAGGAAGGAACACACUCCCUGGCCCCUGUGCCACUAAGCCAACUUGUUUGUUAGCUGGCAGCUGGGGGUGUAGAAGUCACCACCCAGGAUUCUGCCCCUCACACGUUUCUGCCGCCUGGUACACGAGCUCCUCGCUCAGGGCCCCUGAAGAGCAAGUGUCUGGGCAAGAAGAAAAUACAUUCUCCCUAGCUCACACUCAUCCACACUUAAGCCCUCAUGCACGUAUGCACGGGCGCACAUGCACAGACACACACACAUACAGUUAUGCAUACACACACACACACACAUACCUUAUAUCCAGAGGAAUCAGAACUACAUCAGAGCCUGACUUCAUUUUGGGGGCAGCUGAGGGCUUUGGUUACCAAAACUCAGGGCCCGCAUGCCAGGUCCAAGACCACCAUGGAACCCUAUUCUGACGUCCACGUUCUCUGCAGGCCCAUUCCCCUCCAGGCAUGAUCUUUCCCAGAAGCCCCCUGUAUUUAUUCUCCCAUUUUCAUCCCAGCGGCCCAUCAAGAAGGAGGAGAUAUGGAGUUUCUCCCCAGGUUGUCUGUGGACCCACCCCCGGGGUCUGCUAUUCAUCAGCACCCGCCCUGCCAGGCUCUGCCUGUCCUCAACUUAAGCUCUCUCUGGCCUUUCCCAGGAUGACACACAGGAGGGGCAGUGUCCACCCCAGGACCAAACUGAGCCCAAUUCUGACACAAAGUGUUUGGAAAAGCCCUUGCCCUCAGAAACUUGAAAGUGUCCUUUUCUCCCAGCCCUGGGUGCAGGAAGGGCCCCUCCAGGUCACUACAGUCUCACUCCUGAGAAGUUCAUGUAGUUUAGGCCCCAGCUUGUGAAUUACUUCCAGCUGUCUCAGGCAGCCUGGGCAUUCAGGGAAGGGAAGUCUGCUAGAGGCUGGUGGGGCAGCACCCAUGCCCCCUUUC
This is a messenger RNA of Lagenorhynchus albirostris (white-beaked dolphin), 8065 nucleotides long. It is a transcript of the gene FOXN1, whose product is annotated as forkhead box N1. Gene Ontology annotation, biological process: regulation of transcription by RNA polymerase II. The record is from RefSeq and is a predicted model, not a curated record. The transcript has 8 exons. Gene Ontology annotation, molecular function: transcription cis-regulatory region binding; DNA-binding transcription factor activity, RNA polymerase II-specific. NCBI's taxonomy places the organism in Eukaryota, Metazoa, Chordata, Mammalia, Artiodactyla, Delphinidae. Bases 4755 to 7061 code for a protein of 768 amino acids.